CGUCGUGCUUCCAACAUAAUAGGCUGUAGCUCAAAUCUCUCCCAGCAAGACAUGGCAGUAAUUAAACCAGUAUUUCUUCUGUUAAAUUUAUUAAUCUGCGACAUUUUUUAAAUUCUGAAACCUUUAUAUUGAUGACAUUUAAAGUAAUCGACUUGAGGAUUCGCAGAUGAUCAAAAGAUGAAAAUAAAUUGCUUCAAAACGCGUCCGAGUUCGUUGCUGUAGUGCAGUCUAAGUGCACACUAGCUAGCAAGUUGUAGCGACAUGCAGAGCUGGCAGGUGACGCUGCUAACCAUCUUAACGCUGAGUCUGUUACUACCUGCACGAGGACUCAGUAAUGAAGGCUCGUCGUCACUGCAGUUAGCAUCAACGGCCAUACACGAACCACGCCGCAGCAACAUUUUCUUACCUAGAAAGUUGCCUUCUGUGACAACAAAAAUCCAAUUCACCAAUGUGAAGGGACCAAUGUUAAGUAAAUUUUUUAAUCUGGGACAGAAUCUUGACACCAGAUCUCGAGAUGAGGGAAGUUUAGGCUCGAGCACCGCGACUGAUGGCCUGCCACCUUCCCAUCUCCCGCAUAGCGAUCCCCUCUCUUCCUCACAACCAAGUGGCUUGCCGAAACAACUUAUCCCCCACGUACGACCCUCACAAUCAAGCUCCCCUUCACCACGAAGUGUUAAUUCAGAGCCAAUUACGUUCGAGCCCUCGCAAAAUUGGCCGGCAAACUUAGCGCCGCCCGGAAAUUGGCCGAUCACCCAAGUGGAAGACCAUCUCAACAAGCCUGUCUUCGCUUCAUCGUUUUUUCAAUCACUUAUUGGAAGUAACACGGACGCAAAACAAAAUGAUUUGCCGCUAUUAAAAUUAUCUAACACUGAAUUAAAUGACAUCGACGUUCUGGACUCGAGUUUGAUUGAUCCAGAAAACUUUCGUGUGCCAAACUCUCGCGUUCCGACAUUCCAGCUUCCCGUAGGAGGAAAGUGUUUCCUGCCCUACAGCUUCUUGGGGGGUGACGGCGUAUGCAUCGCCGCGAACGACUGUCCCUCCACCUUGACGCUGAUGGCUCAGUUCGAGUACACCCACAUCAGGAGCUACCUUCUCGACAGCAUCUGCCGUUUGGACGGCUCACUGGCUGCGUGUGAUGCUAUGGUGUUGUCAGUGGCUGCGUGUGGUGCUAUGGUGUUGUCAGUGGCUGCGUGUGGUGCUGUGGUGUUAUCAGAGGCUGCGUGUGGUGCUGUGGUGUUGUCAGUGGCUGCGUGUGGUGCUAUGGUGUUAUCAGAGGCUGUGGAGGGGGAGUUCCCUUGGCUGGCCUCCAUAGGGAGCGUGAGCACCACAUCACCGGACGUGUUCUCCUCCAUAUGCUCAGGCACGCUCAUCACUCGGCGCCACGUGCUCACGGCCGCUCACUGCUUCAGGAAUUUCGAGACCAGCCUGCCUGGCAUUGUCAGGCUGGCUGAGGGCGAUCUUUUUGCUGAUGAUGCCACAUCGGUUCACCAGGACUACAUCAUCGUCAGCCGCCACGCUCCUCUCUUCUACUACUACACCACCAUCAAUGACGUCAUGAUCCUAACACUAGACAGAGAUGUCACUUUCAAUGAUUACAUCCAGCCUGCGUGCUUACCGUUGUCGAACCCCAGCUUACCGGCCCCUGGUGACACGGUCACCGCCGUGGGCUACGGCAACAUCCAGGAAAACGGCAGUCUGGAGAUACCUGCCAGAUACCCGUACCGCAUUGACCUUCCAGUUCUGGACAACAAGUUUUGUCAAGACGCGUACUAUGGGAGACCUCCGCUCUACGUGGUUGAUGACAGAGUCUUCUGUGAGGGCGGACAAGCCAACAGGAGCACCUGCAAAGGGGACAGUGGCGGACCGCUUCAUUACUGGGACGAGUCACAACAGCGCUACUUGGUGGUCGGCGUUGUCAACGCUGGCAUUGGCUGUGGCACUGAGAAUAAUCCAAGCAUCGACUUGAGGGUCGGCGCUUUCUUGCCCUGGAUUAAAGCGGUCAUCGGCUCCUGAAAUAUUUUUGGUUGCGAUUUACAUGAGUGUCAU
Messenger RNA from Hyalella azteca, 2046 nucleotides. RefSeq names its product CLIP domain-containing serine protease B15-like. Gene Ontology annotation, molecular function: serine-type endopeptidase activity. The transcript has 10 exons. NCBI's taxonomy places the organism in Eukaryota, Metazoa, Arthropoda, Malacostraca, Amphipoda, Hyalellidae. The coding region runs from base 262 to 2013 and encodes 583 amino acids. The record is from RefSeq and is a predicted model, not a curated record. Gene Ontology annotation, biological process: proteolysis.